AGUAGUGCUCUUGCAUUCGCUGCAUUCGCAAGAAGUUUUGGAACGCACCCCGAUGGGUCUUAUAUACCGUGCGUUCUUCUCUGGUUUCCAUAGUUCGAUUCGUUUGAUCAGCUGGAACGAAGGAAGUCAUCGUGCGCAAUCCCGCAACAUGUCAAAAAUAACGGGUGCGAAUCAAAGAGCUCCGAUUUCCGUGGACAUCGGAGAUAUGCGGAUCAAAUACAAAGACAAGAGCGAAACAUUCAAUGAAGAUGACUUAAAGAGUAAAGAACCAUUCGGUCAGUUUCAAGCAUGGUUCGAUGAAGCGCGUGUUACACCAGGGGUACUGGAGCCAAACGCCAUGUGCUUGGCAACUGCAACUAAAGAUGGAAUACCAUCAGCUAGAUAUGUUCUUCUGAAAGGUUUUGGCACAGAUGGAUUUAAAUUUUAUACUAACUAUGAGAGCAGAAAGGGCCGUGAAUUGGAAGCAAAUCCAAACGCAGCUUUGACCUUUUACUGGGAGCCAACGAGGCGAUCAAUACGUAUUGAAGGAACUGUUGAAAAGACCUCUGCAGCUGACUCUGAUGAGUAUUUUCAGAACCGACCUUUUCACAGCCAGCUAGGUGCACACGCUAGUAAGCAGAGCAGCGUUAUUGCUGGUAGGGAAACGUUGAUGGUGAAGGAAAGAGAACUCUUGGCCCAAAAUACUGAGGGACAAGUCAAGAGACCACAGUGUUGGGGAGGGUUCAAAGUGAUACCACGUUCCAUAGAGUUCUGGCAAGGUCAGAGUGAUCGUCUACAUGAUAGAAUAAGGUUCAGACGUAGAGAACCUCAUGACAAACCAGACGGAAUUCUUCUUCAUGAAGGGGAAGAUGGUUGGGUCUAUGAAAGACUAUCCCCAUGA
Messenger RNA from Diprion similis, 880 nucleotides. RefSeq names its product pyridoxine/pyridoxamine 5'-phosphate oxidase-like. Gene Ontology annotation, biological process: pyridoxine biosynthetic process; pyridoxal 5'-phosphate biosynthetic process. Bases 53 to 880 code for a protein of 275 amino acids. The record is from RefSeq and is a predicted model, not a curated record. The transcript has 6 exons. Gene Ontology annotation, molecular function: FMN binding; pyridoxamine phosphate oxidase activity. Lineage: Eukaryota; Metazoa; Arthropoda; Insecta; Hymenoptera; Diprionidae.